AUGACGGAUUCCGCCGUGAAAAUUCACUUCAAAGGCUUUGGACAUGAAGCCGUUGGGACAGGCUGGACGUCAUUCUUCUUCGAAGACGGGGAGAGCGCAUUGGUCAAGCUGCUGGCAGAGCAGUACAAGAAGCGCUUCUUGGGGAUCGAGCGAAGCUGCAGAGCUGCAACCUGGGCCGCGAGCCUGAAGUGUGAAGUUCUCCGUUUCGGUAGGAUAGUAGCGGCCAGAACCACAGAACGUUCUUGCCCGGUCUUGCCAUGUUUUUGCCAUGGCUCGGAGUUUCUGGCCGUCAUGGCGUGUGAUUGGGUAUAUGUUGCAGAUUCGGAUGAAGAAGCAGGUGAGACGCCUGUCAAGCGUCGCAGAUGUGGCGAUGCCCAGGACAUUCCAGAGAAAGCUCUCGCACUCCGACCAUGCAUCAUGCCAAGCGUCGCUCAGAGCCAGACCAGCCAGACGAGACUCCAAGCGCAAGCUCGACCUCGGCCUGCAGAGCCUGGGCCUUCGCGCACGUCGACGUCGGGACUCGCUACCUCGGAGAAGAGUAUCCGGUCCGACGAGGAUCCAGAGGCUGUCGGCAUUCCUGCCCAAGAGACUUCGGACUUUGAAGGCUACACCUUGCGCGACCUGCGCCGCUUGGUCGCCCAGAUGCUGCCCCGCUAUGGCCGGCUCUUGUCAUGCGCCGAGCGCGCUGCAUUGAGGCGCUUUGAGUCCCUUCCGCUGCGCGCACAGCAACUAUUCGCUCGGUUGCUGAGCAGAAAGUGGCCACAGUGGGUGGCACUGGAAGGCCUCGGAUCCAGGUAUCGAGAAUUGAGCAGCGAGGACGUCGCCGCUGCUGUGGUAGAUCUCAGUGAAGCCAAGGCUUCCAGCUUGCCAGAAUGCGGCCAAAGCGAGACUGGCAGCGGAGGUUGGGCCACCCUGCUCAGCCAACUCCCCGACAUGACCAAGACAGAGCCAGAAGAGUCUCCCAUGCCGUGGUUGCUCGAUACAUCCGCGGAGACGGCCGCUUCCUUGUUAAACCGACAGAUCCCCGAAGCGAUGGCCAGUGAGGACAACUAUGGCAAACUGCUAUUGAGCGCGCUGCCUGCAGCAGAACUUCGUCGAAUGGGCAAAGGUUUGGGCAUUAGCGACCUGCACGGCCUUGGACGACGCAGCCCCAAAAGCAAGCUGGUCUCCAGACUGUGCGAAGCAGCCAAGCAACAGCGACUGCUGCAAACGACCCGUCCAUCGGAGGCCACCACAGAGGCACAGCUCGUGGCAAGGUCCCUGGAGAUGGGCCGCUGGGUUUGCUUAGCGCCGUCCUUGGGCCGUCGGGCUCUCGUCGUUCUCGGAGAGGUUUUCCGGUUGGAGACCUGUGGGGCCGCCGACUCGUCCUACGUCGUCUUCUCAAGCCGCUGGCCAGACUUCUCCUUCCAGCCGGACCACGCUUGUCCACCACUCUUCGCUGACCGUGCAUCGCUGGAUGCUUUCGUGGAAGCACGCCGUCUGGUCUGCGGCAUGGAGAAAUUUCAGGAGAUGCGCCCAUCCUUGGAUCAUGCCGAUUCGAACGCCAAGAUGGCCGAAGAAGGCUUAGAGCGAGCCCUGCAGGCAGUGCACUCCAAUGAGUUCGAAGCUGCCAAAUUCCGGGAUCCAUUCCGGCGGCGCUUCACAGCAGCAUGGUGUUAUGCCGAGGCCUUGCAUCAUGCCGUUCUCCAUUCGCCAGCAGUGGGUCAUGACAAAGAGCUGCAAGCCUCCAAAGUCCGACGCUUAAGGCUGCUGCUAUCUUGCACACUCUGUCCCUCUCAGCGUGGCCGGUGGUACGCAGAGUUGGCCAAAGAGGCAGCGCGCUGCGAGGGUCUGCUCGUGGCCAUCGAGGUGGCAGCAGCUGGUCUGGCUGAGGGUGAAGACAAACCACUGAGUGUUCGCAUAGCUGUCGACCUGACACUGGACAUGCCUUCCUCACAAGAGGCCGGGGAGGGGACGAGUGCAUCGGCGCUACUUCCGCGCGAUGCCCGCUGGGAUUUGGCACGGCGCUGUCGGGUACUGGCUCGGAGGCUGGCGAAGGCCAAGGGUUCUGGAGGGCGACAGUGCGACUGGCAGAAACUGCUGCAAAACACCCAGGUGGCGCAACGCAAGGCGGAAGGUGGAGAUGAUUGUGGCAAAUGGUUGCCGAAGCUCGUCUCGCGGCUGAUUGCGGAAGAAGAUGCUGCAGCAGGACGCGUGCAGAUCCUCUGUGCUGCAAGAAUUGGGCUGCCGCAAGUCGCGCCUCCUGCGAGUGGGAAGGGCGCCGGCCAGCGGCGGAUGUUUGAUGGAUUUCAUUUGGAAGAGCUUACGGUCGAGCAGCUCGCGAUGCAGCACUACUUCUCCUUCGAAGGAGGUGCAUUCCAGUGUGGCAUCCACUGCGAGGGGUCCAUACUGAGAGACUUGUUUGGCAUCCUGAUGUUCGACGAGCUUUUUGAUUGCUCUGUGGCGGAUGCCUUCGUGUCGUCCUUUCAGGAUGCACCGCUGGACUUGGGAACAGAAGCAUUUUACCCUUCCAGAGUUUCGAGCAUCGAGCGGCGCUUGGCCAAGCUUGAGUCGAUGACUCACCGUGAAGUCGCAGAGGAUGUGCGCGCAAGAUUCGCAAAACUUUACGGUUGUCGAGUGCGUGGGGUUCGUUGGGAUCGGUACGAGGGGCAGAGCGGCGUUUUCCUGCAGAUUCAGGGCACCGACAGUCUGGACACAACACCUGGAAAGAGCGACACCGACGAAACCGGGGAUGAUGCGGGCCAAGUGCAGAGUCAGAGCGGCAAAGUCCGGCGAGUGCUUUGCACAUCUCUGCCCAACAGAGAGGUGGUUCCGGAGGACAGAGAUCUCUCGAGCGCUGCUGGGGCGAUAGGAGGGAAGGCCCUUGCUGCGGCGCUGCGGCUGCUUUGCGAGGAUUAUAACUCGGCCGGGCUGCCUGACUUGCUGCUUUGGUCCUGGCACCUGGGCAGCGCUCCUCGUGCCCGAUUCGUGGAGGUGAAGAGCGAGCGGGACAACCUCGCGAGGAGGCAGCGCUUGUGGCUCGCAACCUUGCGGGGUGCAGGAGCUCAAGCGGAGGUGUGCCACGUGCGUGACGGACGAGUACAGGAGCACGAGACGAGCCGAUUGUCGUCCAACCGUGGGCCCCGUCGAAGACGAUCAAAGGGUCAAAGUGAAAGCAGCGAGGGGUUUUGA
Symbiodinium sp. CCMP2592 is the source of this 3171-nucleotide messenger RNA. Lineage: Eukaryota; Dinophyceae; Suessiales; Symbiodiniaceae. The record is from the annotation of a GenBank genome assembly.